Henningerozyma blattae CBS 6284 is the source of this 1413-nucleotide messenger RNA. It is a transcript of the gene RTT106, whose product is annotated as Rtt106p. The transcript has a single exon. Lineage: Eukaryota; Fungi; Ascomycota; Saccharomycetes; Saccharomycetales; Saccharomycetaceae. Gene Ontology annotation, molecular function: nucleosome binding; histone binding. The coding region runs from base 1 to 1413 and encodes 470 amino acids. The record is from RefSeq and is a predicted model, not a curated record.
AUGGAUUUUCUCGAUGAAUUACCUCCUCAAUUGAAGCACCAAGUUAAAAAAAUUAUAACAAUAUUACCCAAAUCGCUAACAACAUUUGAAGAAGUUUAUAAACAUGGAAAAUCUCAAGGAUUUACAGAAAGUAACCUCGAGAACAAAAGAAAAUUGCCCAAAAAAGCUGUCACAAAUCUUGAAAACAACAAUGAACAAUCAAAUAGUUUAACUUCAAUUACUGAUCAAGAUACUAUUUUCAAAUUAAAAGAUAUAUCAAUCUUAUCUCCAAUAAGAAAAAAGUUAAAUCUUUAUUUACAUGUAUCAUUCAAAAAUAAAAAACCAAUUUUAUCUUUGGUUAAAGAUAAAGAUCAAGUGGAAAUAUCUGUUUUCAAUUUAAAUAAAAACAUCAAAUUAGCUACAUUUUUACCUGUUCCAGAGAAACCAAAAUUGGUAUACCUUUUCAUAUCAUAUAUUAAUGAAAAUAAUUAUAAAGAUGACAAUUCUACUAAUAUAAUAGAUAAAAGUGCAUCAAACAUUAUAUUGAUUAAUUUAAAUAAAGAAUUAAUCUUACAACAAUUUAAAGAUUCUGGAUUAAUUGAGCAAGAAGUGGAAGAUUUUAGUAAAUGUAUUGAAUAUAUGCGUAAACAAGCAAUUCUGACAGGUUUCAGAAUAUUUGACCCAUUUUCUAUUGAUAACACUAAUUCUACGAGUAAUAAGCAAUCCAUAUCAUCAUUUUAUGUGGGCGCUCAUAGAGGUACAAAAGAAGGGUCAUUAUAUUUUUUACCAAAUUAUGUAAUAUUUGGGUUUAAAAAACCAAUAUUAGUCUUUGAAUCGGAUAACAUUGAAUCAAUAAGUUAUUCAUCAAUCACUAGAGUUACAUUCAAUGCCACGCUAAUAACAAAGGAUUCAGAAAAAUAUGAAUUUUCCAUGAUUGAUCAAUCUGAAUUUAACAAAAUCGAUGAAUACGUCAAAAAUAAAAGUGUGGUAGACAAUUCAAUGAGUGAAGAAUUAAAAGCUAAAUCCAAGAAAUCCAAUACGUCUGCAGAAGAAUUAUCUGCUUUGAAAGAGGCAAGAAGUAAAUUAGCAGAAAAUGGUAUGACUGUUGAUGGAAUUAAUUUUGAUUCAGAUGAUGAUGAAGAAGAUGAAGAUUUUAAUAAUGAAUCAGAGGUUGGAUCUGAUUCCGAAUCUGAUUCAGAUAACAAUACUAGUGAAGCAGAAGAAGAAGAAGAAGCAGAAGAGGAUGACAACGAUGAAGAACAAAAUAUAAGUACCUCUGAAAUUCAAAAAGAAAUGUUGUUUCCUUCAGCAACGGGGUUGAAUGGCUCUAAUAAAUUAGAAAAUUCUUUAAUCUUUCAAAAUAUACCGAUCCCUCUUGACAAUGAUGAUGACGAUGCCGAUGACGAUGAUGGAUCGGGUGUUGAGUAUGAUUAA